CCAGAGAAGUUCUCAGGAUUUCGUUCAGUGGUAGAUUGUUUGCUUAAUGUAUACAAGACUCUGGGUUCCAUCUCUAGCACCGCAAAGGAAAAAAAAAGGAGGUACCUUUUUGAGGAGUGUACCUGUGUAGGGAGAACUUCCUGUCCAGGGACCAGCCUAGACCUCAACUUAUUCCAGGAGCAUUUGUGGACUAUUUGAAAGCAGAACUCCAGAAAUCAUUUUCUAGGACAACACCUUUGUCCACCUUGACAGAUCUGAUUGGCUGUUUUGUCUUGGAAGUGACAAUCUGGUGGUGAUUAUAAUAGGAAUAGCCUACUAGUACAGACAUUUUGUGAGAGGUUAACCAAUAUCACUAAAAAGUUUUGUGGCUAGACUCUGUAUUUGAUCACCAUCAUAAUCACACUACCUGCCUGAGCCAUGGAAUCUGUGUCAAUCCCUGCAAUGGUUGCUGGGCUCAUUGAUUGUGUAGCCCAGCUCAUAAGAAUCGCUGAGGAAUUGUUACAGUUGAUCGGGCAAGAACAAGUUCCCUCCGUGCAGCAGAAUGCUAGACCAGAAGAGGAAGGAGCAGCUGCGCCUCCUCCGGAUGAAGAUACCCUCCCGGAUCUUGCUGAUCUUUCCGACUUAGAAUCAAUCCUUUCAAUAAAAGAAGACGAAGACCUAAUCAUUGACAUGGAUGAAGCUAUGAUAGAUAUCAACGAGAUAUAUGAGGAUAUACUUCCUGCCAUAAAGGAUGAUGCAGAAAAUGAGUGAGAGCCAGUACAUGAAAAGUCAUUUUUUCAUUUUUUUCCCCUAGGCUUCAGCAACAGCUGUUUUAUUCUACUUCAGCAUAGUUUCAUUAUUAAAAACUUUUAGAUUAGGUAAACCUUGAUUUCUCUUUGGCAAAAUCAUUUUUUUCUUUGUUUUAAUUCAAAAUACUGGCUUUAGUUAUAUAGUGCUUACUUUACUUGUACUAUUAGGAUUCUUCAUGAUAAGACCAAAUAAUAGCAAGGAGAAGAAUCUACCAAAGAAUAGACAUGAAGAACUGAUGAACUCUACCAAUAUUCAUAUCAGUGUCACUGCUCUGUGAUAAAUAGAAAUUCUAAGGGUAGUGUUCCCCAGCAUGAUAUUAUGAUGAGUAUUUUCUCACAGACAGCACAACAUUGGCACAUUGUGUCUUAAAGAGGGAGGUUUUUAUGGCAGAGUAAGGUAAAUAAUUCUGAAAGUGCAACGUCUACCAGGCAAUAAAAGUAUAGAAAGCUUUUCCAGAUUUUCCGGGGCCAAACUUUUGAGAAUUCUGGGGUCAAGAUAUGGAAUGAAAGACUGAUGAUGGGUUCCAAUCCACACAUGUUGAUGUGUGCUGAAACUAUUGUUUUGCAAUAUUGUCCUCUGAUGGACUAUUGAAGCUUGUACCAAAAAGCAAAGAGAGAAGUUCUAGAAUGGCAAGACGGGGUCUAACAAAGACUUCAUCAAUGGAAAAUCAAGAGCUUUUGUCAUCAGCCUGGAGCAAAUGGUCUACAAGGGGAAAUGGACAGUGUAUAUCUUCUUGUGUAUAAAUGAGUUUAAGAUAAAUAAAUGGGAGGCUUAAUGUGAUAGGACCGUUACAACCUUAACCUAGCAAUAUUUGUUAUUAAGAGGUAGAAAGAUAAAUAAGAUGUAGACUGGUGUUGAGGCACAAUAACCCUCUACAUGUCAGAAGGGUGAAGUAUAAUACCUGAAGCACCCCCCACACUGAAACAGAGAUCAACUAAAUAGGUGUGCAAGAAAUUCACUUAUUAUACCAACUUGGGCUGUCCAAUCCUUUUACUGCUAUGGACAGGCAGUAUGGCCUUUUUAUCAGUUUACAUAGAAUCCUAAAUCAUAUCAUAGUUAAAAAGAUUAAUAGGGCAUUUAAUGCAGAUGAAUUCAGAGCUAACUAACAUGGCAGAUACAUGACAAAAGCACACACAGAACACAUGAGAAUUAUGUCAAAAUGUAAUUAGUGGGGUUAAUUGUAUAUUACAGUAGGUAGUAUGCUGUAAUACCUUGCUACAGUAAUUUUAAUAAGCAAACCGAAUCUUAUUUUCCAAGUAUAGAAAAGAUUCUAGGUACACAAGUACAGACAAAGCAGCAAAUAGGUGAUGCACUGAGAAUUAUCCUAAUUUUGGUUAGGAGAUUGUAGAUUGCAAGAUUGGAGAAAGGGAGAAGAAAUUAUUUUUCCAUGCCAGGAGGAAAUGUUAAUGAAUAAUAAUAAUUAUUAUAAUUAGUGGAACAGGUAAGAUUAUUUCUAUAUUUACAAGAACAUUUACCAACAGUAAUAAAUAUAUACUGCCACCAGGGAAAUUUGAACUGUAGGAGAUAGGGUAUAAUUUUCUGCCAAAAUAACACUCAAAUUAUGAUUAAUUGAAUGAAAUCAGGCCACCAGUCUACUAUAAAUUCUAUUUGGUGAGCAAUUUGCCUGCAAAAGGGCAAAUGAUGCUCUGCAAACCUGAAAAGCACACUAAAGGGUAGAUAGUAAUCAAAGUAGAAUUCUAGAAUGUGGGCUUUGUAACCUUUCCACAAUAAACUAGUAAGACUUUGUUAAAAGUCAUAGAGCAUAAACUACCAAUAAACUCAAACAGAUCAUAACAAGAGAAACCUGGAAGUCUACUCUAGACAAAGCCUUAAACAAGUAAUGGACAGUGUUGUUUUUAAACAUCAGGAAAAGAAGAUGCUGCAAGUUCUUCAUAUAUGGACCUGUUUUGCCUAUUGUAUUUCACUAUUUGCCUUGAUGGUAUAAUUAUGUGCACUUAAGAACUGUUAAGAUGUAACUCUAUUUCAAGAAAUGGACUGUUGGAUCAAGUAUGUUUGCUGUAUGAAACUGGAUUAGAAAUAGAGUUAAAAGUGACAAGGAACAAUCUUAGCAAUAAGAAAAGCCUUAAGAACAAGAGCUAGUAGGGAACAUAUUUUCGGUAGGGAGAACAUUUUAAAUUGCUAACAGUUAACAUAGUUGCUUGAGAUGGGGUUACUUCCCAAGUGUGUUCAUUUACCUGUGCCUUAUGAAAAUUAGCCAAUUGUAAGAUAUUGGCAGAAGUAACUAGUUGGUAAUUGAUAUAGAUUAAGUAGAUAGUGAAAUUAAAAGGAGAAAUACUAAUAAAUAUGUUUAUUGGAUGUCUCCAAUUGAGAUGUUGACUCUCUUCUAGAAGACUGAAGUAACUAGUCCAUUAUCCAAGUAGCCAAAAACAGAUUUUGUAUGGCAUAGAGAAAUAGAGAGAGGACAAGGCUCUAUAUUCUGAGACCAACUGAAAGGUGUUAAAAAUCAAGAAAGACAGGCUGGUAAAUGGCACUGAAGUACACAGUACAAAUCUUCAUUAGCUGAAGUAGAAGAGCUGCUGACAGUAUAUACCUGUAUCUUUACAUGUAACCAUUUCUUCAAUUUAUUAGGUUAUAAUAAUCACUUAUGAUCUUUAUUGACUAUUAUUCCAAAUGGUUUAAUAGUUUUUUAAAAGAGAUUUUAGCUAAUAAAGUUUGAUUUAAAAGC
Molecule: messenger RNA, 3475 nt
Organism: Mastomys coucha (southern multimammate mouse)
Lineage: Eukaryota; Metazoa; Chordata; Mammalia; Rodentia; Muridae
Gene: Trpc5os
Product: TRPC5 opposite strand
Exons: 4
Coding region: 418-750 (110 amino acids)
Source: RefSeq, a predicted model, not a curated record